ACUGACUGAGCAGGAAGCCAGCGGUGACAUCACUUUCCAGAAGUCCCCUUCAGGUUUUCAGCACCGCGAAGCAACAGCAAAGAAAACAAUAAAAUAAAGGAGUCCUGCGCUUUCCUGGAGGUCCCAGCUGACUGUUCGAGCUCACAUUUAAACACUCAGACUUUACAGCAUGUCUCUGUAUCCAUCCCUCGAGGACCUCAAAGUCGACAAGGUCAUCAAGGCUCAGGCCCAGUUUGCACAGAGCACCACCCCCAUGCCGGCCCUCACUGAGGGAACCUACCAGCCUGAGCCCGUCACAGCUGGGAUGCCACGAUCCACAGGUGGCCGUUCCCGCCAGCUCCGGCGUCAGUACGAUGGUGAGGCCCGUGACAGGGGCGGACAUGGGCAUCAUGAGAGCAGAGAUCCGUCAGGGGCUCCGGGAGGUCAUCCUCUGUAAGGACCAGGACGGGAAGGUGGGACUCCGGCUCCGUUCCAUCGACAACGGCCUGUUUGUCCAGCUGGUGCAGGCCAACUCCCCCGCCGCCCUGGCCGGGCUGCGCUUCGGGGACCAGGUCCUGCAGAUCAACGGGCAGAACUGUGCCGGCUGGAGCACGGACAAGGCCCACAAGGCUCUGAAGGCUGCAGCUGAGACCCGGAUCGAAAUGGUGGUGAGGGACAGACCCUUCCAGCGCACCAUCACCAUGCACAAAGACAGCUCAGGCCAYGUGGGCUUCAUCUACAAGUCUGGUAAAAUCACCUCGCUGGUCAAAGACGGCUCUGCAGCCCGCAACGGCAUGCUGACCGACCACUACAUCUGUGAAAUCAACGGGCAGAACGUCAUCGGACUCAAGGAUUCUCAGAUCAAGGACAUCCUGAACACUUCUCCAACCACCAUGACCAUCACCAUCAUGCCCAAGUUCAUCUAUGAACACAUGAUUAAGAGGAUGUCCACCGGCCUCCUGCGGUCAUCCAUGGAUCACUCCAUCCCCGAGGUGUGAGGACCAGAAUCUGUCAGGACAUCCAGAAACUAGACUCUUUCCCUUUUCUUACAUCUUUGUGUCUCUUUUCAUAUCAAACUCCUCCUAAUGUACAUCUCAGCCCUCUUCCUUUAUGACCAGUAACAUUUCUCCUUCAGCAAAUUGUCUUUUUCUACAUUUUAUACAUCAGUUCCUGUCUGUUCGUUAACAGUUUAAUCUUUACCUUUUUUUUUAUAUUCAAGAUCAAGAUUAGAGUCGUUUCUUUCUUUUUAAAAACUUGCACAAACGAUCAUGAGUCCAGAGCUUCCUCCUCAGUGUGGAGAUGCGAGGCCAUAACUGUACAGUCGUUUACCCCGGCCAGUAGGGUUGAUUCAACCAGGAAGUUGCUUUUAGUUUCUGCCGUAUGCUGGAAAUCUGUUAGUUUAACAGUUUUAUUCAAAUUUAAAGUCCGUAUAUUCACGUCAGUUCAAACCUUUUCAUUCCCCUGACRCAGGGGUCUGCAGCCUGAGCAGUGGUUGGAUUUAAAUUUAAACUAAAAAUAAUAAACUUUGACAAGUAUCCGUAGGGUUUCUGCACCGCAGCAAAGCAUUUUAUAUUGCUGUAGAUGCAGAAACUAGAGUUCUGCAUCACAUCUAUUGUAGAUUUUAAAGCAUCACAAAGAGGUAAUUGCAGAAACAUGCAAGAAGUUUCUUUUAAUAAUGUGAAAAGUUUAUAAUAAAAGCCUUUAUCUGCAGCUUAAUGUUUGUUUAAUCCUUACUGCCGAUUGGAUUUUCAAACAAGAGAAAAAAAUUAUUAGUUGGCUCGAUUUUGUCUCUUUAUAAACUUAAUUUAGAUGCUAAAAGUGUUUUAAACAUGCAGGUUGCAGACCCCUGCUCCGACGUGUGUCCCCAACAUUCCAGAGGAAAAAAAGGGGGGGUGGAGCUUGUUCCCUCACAGCUGAAAAACAGAUGGGGGAAGUCUGAGCACAUUUUCUGUGAUUGGUUGUAAAGUGUUGUUUGGUCUCGUGUUUCAGGUGAUCAUGUUCAAGGGAAUCGUCGGUAUUAUUUCAUAGGGGGGUCCGAGCCGGGCCGUACCCGCUAAGUGCACUUUUCAUUACCUUGAUGAGACGUUACUGUGUUUGUUUCAACAAUUUUCCCUUUUUUGUUAUUUUUAAAUGGUGUUUGUGGUGCCUCAUGCUAACCAGAGAACUCAUUAAACAGUCCGUAUGUGAAAGACAGAAACCCAACGUGUCCACAUCGAUAGGUUGAGGUAGUGACCAUGCUGUCCCCGUCCCCCCGUCCCCCCGACUGAUGAGCACAGUGAGACUGAGCGGAGCUUACACUUGUGAAUUUCUACUUGUUAUAUAAAAGUUUCUCCUUUUGUUGCUGUUCAGAUGCAUGUACUUCUCUGACUUUCUUGGUAUGCAAUCUGAUGAGAAAAACAAAAAUGCUGUCAUUCUGUAAAAAAAUAAAAUAUUAGAAAAAUUCUAAAAGUUUAUAUACGAAUGUAACCAAGAUAAUAUUGUAAAACAAAUAAAUUCUUUCUGUUCACAUAA
Messenger RNA from Austrofundulus limnaeus, 2490 nucleotides. It is a transcript of the gene sdcbp2, whose product is annotated as syndecan binding protein (syntenin) 2. Gene Ontology annotation, molecular function: protein binding. Gene Ontology annotation, cellular component: cytoplasm; plasma membrane. NCBI's taxonomy places the organism in Eukaryota, Metazoa, Chordata, Actinopteri, Cyprinodontiformes, Rivulidae. The record is from RefSeq and is a predicted model, not a curated record.